Molecule: messenger RNA, 483 nt
Organism: Brenthis ino (lesser marbled fritillary)
Lineage: Eukaryota; Metazoa; Arthropoda; Insecta; Lepidoptera; Nymphalidae
Source: the annotation of a GenBank genome assembly
AUGUUGGUAAACACCGGAAAGGUGUUAGUUAAUGCAGUUGGGCUGAUUGCAAGUAAAGUGGGCUGUCCGUUUGUGUAUUAUGCGGGCGAAACACAGGCCGCGGGCGGUCGUCGACCGAGGCCCUUGACUCGUGCGGGUUCAGCGACACUGCCUGACACCGUCGCGCCUCGACUGUGCGCCUGCUCGCCUGUACAACGCGCACCUUGCACUCCACGAAGUUCAUCAUCGGAUAACGAUAUAAGUUCCAUUGGAGAUUACGUAAAUGAAAAUCAUAUUUUAGAAACAAAAGAUACCGCGUCCUGUGGCACAGAUAAAGAGGUUGGUGAUGCGAAGGUGACACCGGACUUAAAUAAUGAAAUUUCCGAUGAUGAAUUUUUUGACGUAGAUCCACCUGAUGUGCAUGAACCAGUCGGUAAUACGCAAUCUCAGGAUAAUCGACGUUAUCCAAUUAGAACAAGUAGAAAAACUAUAAAUUAUAAGGAG